Xyrauchen texanus (razorback sucker) is the source of this 2106-nucleotide messenger RNA. RefSeq names its product protein-serine O-palmitoleoyltransferase porcupine-like. NCBI's taxonomy places the organism in Eukaryota, Metazoa, Chordata, Actinopteri, Cypriniformes, Catostomidae. Gene Ontology annotation, biological process: protein palmitoylation; Wnt protein secretion; canonical Wnt signaling pathway. The record is from RefSeq and is a predicted model, not a curated record. Gene Ontology annotation, cellular component: endoplasmic reticulum; membrane. Gene Ontology annotation, molecular function: palmitoleoyltransferase activity; Wnt-protein binding. Bases 252 to 1601 code for a protein of 449 amino acids. The transcript has 13 exons.
CAGUACGCUGCUGGAGUCAAGUUUGGUUGAACUCCGACUCUGGUAUGUUCAUCAAUUCUAAAGCGCGAGCGUUUUUUGAGGCUUACAUAUGCUUAUGAUCUUUUUAACGGGAUGAAAAGGACAUCUGGACGACACAUUUUUACUAGACAUUUUCACAUCCCACUUCCGGAUGUAACAUUGUAGCGCAGGACACCGAAUUUGCCUCUGGAAUCUGCGCCGUCUGUGUAUAACAGCAUUCCAAGGGCAUCGCUAUGGAUUCCUUUGGACGGCUGGAGUUCCUGCGGGCUCUGGCAGAGGGUUGUGUGCUGCCCACUGCCCAGCAAGGUGUGGAGCAAGUGUGGCAGCUCCUGCUGGUCUGCCUAUUGUGCCGGGUCAUCUGUAGACUAGGUGUCUCGUCUCAUGUGAAGCAUCUGAGCUCACUGGCAGGUGGCCUGUAUGUGCUGUACGUGUUCUUUGAGCUGCAUAUGAUGUGGGUGAUUAUCCUGAGUCUCCUGUGUUACCUCAUCCUGCUCCUCUGCAUAAACUCCAGCAGCAAAGGGGUCUUCCUCUCCCUUGUCAUCCUCAUCUACAUGCUGAUGGGUGAGCUACACAUGAUAGAUGCAGCAACCUGGCAUAAGAUGAGAGGCUCUCAGAUGGUUGUGGCCAUGAAGGCGAUCUCUCUGGCCUUUGACCUUGAUCGAGGUGCUGUGUCCACCUUUCCUUCCCCGCUGGAGUUUAUCGGAUACCUCUUCUUUGUGGGAACCGUUGUCUUUGGCCCAUGGAUCAGUUUCAACAGCUACACAAAUUCUAUUAAUGGCCGCAAAAUGAGUGUUGCCUGGUUUGGAAAGAUUGCUCUGAGCUUUCUGAGGAGUCAAAUCUGCUUGGUUAUUUCCAACUGUAUUGCUCCUUAUCUCUUUCCUUACUUCAUUCCCAUCUAUGGAGAUGGACUUCCUCGUAGGUGGCUUCACGCUUAUGAAAACGCAGUGUCCUUCCACUUCAGUAAUUACUUUGUCAGCUACUUGAGUGAAACAACCACUGUAUUGGCUGGAGUUGGAUUCUCUGAGCACAAAGACAACCUCAAAUGGGAUAUCUCCGUAGCUAAGCCUCUGAAUGUGGAAUUUCCGAGGUCCAUGGUGGAAGUUGUUACUUCUUGGAAUCUACCCAUGUCAAAGUGGCUGAAUGCAUAUGUUUUUAAAAGUGCACUCAGACUUGGAACAUUUCCUGCUAUUUUGGUGACCUACACAGCCAGUGCAUUAUUACAUGGUCUCAGCUUCCAUCUUGGGGCAGUGCUGUUGUCUUUGGGUUUCAUCACUUAUGUUGAACAUGUUCUGAGAAAACGGUUGGCAGCAAUUUUCAAUGCCUGUAUACUGUCGAAGCAUUGUCCAAGUGACUGCCACCACCAAAAUAAGAAGGCUGUGUGGGUGUAUGGUGUUAACCUGUUCUUCAGUGCACUAUCAAUAUUCCAUCUGACAUACCUGGGCUCACUGUUUGACUCUGAAAUGGACAACACGAAUGCAGAGGAGGGAUACAUGGCCAGUCACACCAUUCAGAAAUGGUCGGAGCUGAACUGGGCCAGCCAUUGGGUGAUGCUUUGCAGUUUUGUGUUUUAUUGGCUCAUUUAAAGGGCAGAGUAUAAGAUUUAUUUACUAAUCAGAGGACUGAAACUGAACCUUUAAAGAUGUGGGUGCUUGUGGACAAGCCUUUAGCUGCUGAGAUCCUAUGGAGUGCAGUUUUCGACACAGUUGUCAGAGUAACCACAUCUACCCUGCUGUCUUUCACAUGGAGAAGAGCGUCAUGGAUUAAGUGCCUUAUGACUCAUGUUGUUUCAAGAAUCAUGUUUUGAUAAUGUUAAGAGUACAUAUUCUUUUUAUUUAGAUUAGGUACAUUUUUGGAUUAAGCAAACGGAUGAAAAUUAUAUAACUGCGCAAUGUAUGUGUUAAGUAUUAUUUGUAUCUUUUUUUGUUAGUUGUUACUUUGAAUUGCUUCAUAUAGUGGAUAACAGAUUCUGUGUGACCAUGUAUGUUAUUGUCACUUGUAUAGGAUAUGUCUUGAUGCUGUAAACAUGUUUUGUAGUUUUACCAAAAGGUGUAGAUUAGGUCUGACAUUAUUAUUAUUUUCUAAUAAAAU